UUCGGCUUUUGCAAUACUCAAAUUUAAAGCAAGUAGUAAUUAUCUGCCGUGCAAAUGUCGCUAAUUUUCAAUUAAUAAAAGACGAAGUUCUUGGGAUUAAUGGAAAGCGUGGAGCCGAAACGUAUUAGAACAAAAAAAGCCUGCCUUGUCUGUCAUAAGAAAAAACGAAAAUGCAGUGGCACUUUUCCUUGUUCGUAUUGUCAAAAAUAUUGCUAUGAAUGUCAAUAUGCCCAGGAUUCCGUUCAAAGCAAUGAUUUACACAGAAAAGACAGUUGGUCAGAGACGGAAAGUAGUAAUAGACAAGUUUUAGAGUCAAACAAAUUUGAAAAAGCCAAAUUUUCUCCAUCUGAAUCUGAUAACUCGAAUGAGGUAUGGACUUCUCAUAAUUACGAAUCCGACGACCAUAUAAUUCAAGAAAAGAAAAAACGAAAGAUAACCAAAAAAACAAAUGCCCUUUGUUUUCCUGCUAUCGUGAGUGAGAAGCUUGAAAUUUCUCCGUCAACAAGAUAUAAACCAUUGGCUUGGAAUGUCGGAGCUCGUUUCUGUCAAAAGCGGAAUGAAGAUCCAAAAAUACACACAUAUUUAUCUAAAGAACAAUGCCACUAUUAUGUCUCUAUAUAUUUUCAGAAUGUGAACCCCAUUUUUGAAUUGUUGGAACAAAUUGCUUUUGAGGAAAAACUAAAUACGCUUUGGGCUGCAGAAAUGACCGCUGAGUUUGAGGUUUUACUUAGCACUGUCGUAGUACUUGGCUCUUACUUUUCGCAUCAAAAUUCCUUGUCAACUGAGCUUCAACUAAUGCAACACGCCGAAAGCAUGCUGGAUAAUAGCGCAUUCUCAAUUAACAGUAUUCCAUCAAUCAGCCAAAUUAUUACCUGGAUUUUAAGAAGCGUCUACUUACGAACCGCUGCUCAUCCGCAUAACGCUUGGUUAGCGUCUUGUGUUUAUAUGCAAUGCAUUGAAAUUUUUUGCCUUCAUCAUGAUACCAAUGAGGAAGAGGCAGUUUUAUCUGAGCCUGAAGAGCAAAAAUACACUUAUUUUUCUUCAAAGAACAAAAUUUUUUCAAUUGGAUGGGCUUUUAACAGAAUAUUAGCCUCAGAAUACGGGACAACUCCUAUAAAACUAUCUCAGUUGAAUAUUAAAAGAGUGGAUUUUCCAGAAAAAUCAAAGUCUCAUCAACUUGUACGUUUAGCAAGUAUUUUACCCGAAAGUGACGAGUUGACAAAGGAACCCCAAAUGGCAUAUCUCGCAGCAAUCCAGAGGAUAUCUCAUCUUUCGAAAUUACAACCCGUCCAACUUACCCUUAUGAGAGCAACCGUUUGUUUCCAUUUGUACCGAAGCCUUUUUUUAACAAACUCUCAUCCUGAUGAAACGAUCGUCGGUAUCAUAGUUAAAAUGACUGAUGAAGCAUUGGAUAAAUGUCUGACUUUAUGCCAAAAAAGACUAGCAUGGUGGAGUAUUUUGGACAUACCAUUUCAUGGUAUUUGUGUCCUCUUGUCGAUUGAUACCAAAGAAAGCUUGCAGCUAAUUCCAAAGGCAUUUGAAGCUCUGAACACUGUUAUAGAAAUUUUCAAUACUCCUGCUUCGAGAGAUGCUUUUCAGGUUGCUUCAGCGUUGUGCGAUGCAUUAAGGAAUAGGAAAAUAAACGAAGCAAAAUUAUUAGAUUAUAGAGAACCAUUGAAAAAACAAAAAAAGGAUUUAUUCGACGAUUUUAACUUGCAUGGAUCUUCUGAAUUGGUUAUGGGAGACCCAUUUUUCGAUUUAUUUAAUUUUGAUACUGAUCUUUAUUGUUAAUAUGUGGUGCAUUCUGUUGACCGAAUGUUUACGAAUUGAGUCCUUCGCUACAAUGUUCGCCAUUCAUACAAAAGAUUUGGCCCAAGUUAUGAUAUUAUUAGAAAUCGCCAAUGAUCUUUAUGGUAAUACCAAGGAUCAAAGAUUAUACGGGAAAGAACAUUUAUAACCGACACAAUUAUUUUCGUGUUCUUACUUAAACUUAGAUAAAACAAACGGAAAACCCUUUUUCACAUUCCUCCUGUAGCGAAUUAGGAAGAUUAUACUUUUUUUUUAGUAAAAAAAAAAAACAAAAAGAGGAACCCUAAUCUCGUAAAACUAAGUUAUCCCACUCUUAGCAAUUUAAGUAUUCAUAAGGAGAUCAUACAGGAGAAGACCCCGUGAAUCUUUUCCGUAAACUCAACAUCAUUGUGCUCUUCAAGAUAAUUUGCUAUAUAUUGUCUACUACGAGAAACACUCUUCAGAUGAAGAUAGGUUUUCACAGUCUUUCAUUGAAAGAACGCUUGAGUGUCUUUACUGAAAAAUAUGAAUUCGUUCCAUGGAGUCCGCGAGAAUUAUGAGGCGCCUUACUUUAUAAGAACACUAGCCGAUAUCAUGAAGAUGUAGCAUGUAAGGUUUAUGAUUCCAAGUAAGACCUUUCUUUUCAUAAUCAACGAGGAAGAUAACCACUGCUAGUUUUUAAACCCAAAGACAUAGCCAUAUUAAGAGAGCAAUGGAGUUAACUACUAAGGGAAUGAAAUAAUCAAAAGUCUCAUCCCAAAUUUUAAAAGUGGAAAUAGUAGCAGAAUGAGACCCAAAAAAUGAAUAAAACGGUGAUAAAAAACGCCCGAAAUCAUAUAUACUGCUGUUCUUAGAUUACAAUAAGCAGGGACAAUAAGAGUCAAAAUUUCAACUGGUCGA
Molecule: messenger RNA, 2688 nt
Organism: Schizosaccharomyces cryophilus OY26
Lineage: Eukaryota; Fungi; Ascomycota; Schizosaccharomycetes; Schizosaccharomycetales; Schizosaccharomycetaceae
Product: zinc finger protein
Exons: 1
Coding region: 100-1791 (563 amino acids)
Biological process (GO): regulation of DNA-templated transcription; response to xenobiotic stimulus
Molecular function (GO): DNA-binding transcription factor activity, RNA polymerase II-specific; zinc ion binding
Source: RefSeq, a predicted model, not a curated record